Molecule: messenger RNA, 1557 nt
Organism: Colletotrichum gloeosporioides
Lineage: Eukaryota; Fungi; Ascomycota; Sordariomycetes; Glomerellales; Glomerellaceae
Product: Glycerophosphodiester transporter GIT2
Exons: 4
Coding region: 1-1557 (518 amino acids)
Biological process (GO): transmembrane transport; carboxylic acid transport
Cellular component (GO): plasma membrane
Molecular function (GO): carboxylic acid transmembrane transporter activity
Source: RefSeq, a predicted model, not a curated record
AUGAGCGCCGAACCAACACACGACAUCGACGCGCCCGCAAAGGUGCCGAAAAAUUUUGCUGGCAGCGACAAGAUUGCAACCGAUGAUGCAAAGGCGGCCGCGAACGUGGAGAAAGGAGAAAUAGACAUCAUGAUGGAGGAGCCUGAGAAGACCUAUUACAGCACCGUUUCUGUCUGGCUUAUGGUCUUAUUUUCUGGCUUGGCGAUUGGUUCUGACGGAUACAAUGCCGCCGUCAUUGGCAAUGUGGAGCUGCUGCUCGCUAUUCUAUAUCCCGACGAAUUAACUGACACAAUCUACCAGCGUCUGUCAAAUGCGUUCCUCAUCGGAAUGAUUGUUGGCAUGCUGCUUUUUGGCGUGGUAGUUGACCAACUUGGACGAAAGACCGGCGCCGUUGCAACCACAGUUCUGUUGGUGCUGGGCAUCACGCUCUCCACGGCGGCCAGUGGAACAAACCCGACUGGAAUGUUCUGGAUGUUGAUUGUUGCUCGCGGUAUAGCCGGCGUUGGUGCUGGUGGAGAGUAUCCUGUGUCAGGCGCUGGUGCAGCCGAAGCCACAGACGAAGACGCCAAGUAUCGCAAGAGGAGAGGCUUCAUGUUCGCCAUGUUGGCGGAUCUGUCAAGCAGUCUGGGAUAUAUCUGGGGCGCUUUGGUGCCCCUGCUUCUCUUACUGUGUGUUGGUCAGCAAGUUUCCAAGUAUGACAUCGUCUGGCGAACAUCUUUUGCUCUUGGAAUGGCACCACCGCUUCUCAUUUUCUGGUUUAGAAUGCGCAUGGCCGUUUCGACAGCAUACCGCAAGUCAGCAAUGCGUAAGCAGCGCACACCUUACUGGCUGGCUUUGAAAAGGUAUUGGAGGCCUCUCAUCGGGUCCGCUUCGACUUGGUUCCUAUACAACUGGAUCAGCAUUCCUUUUGGUAUUUUCAGCUCUACCAUUAUGUCUCGAGCCAACGCCGGCGACAGCCUCGUGAAAACACUUGGAUGGGGUGUCGUGAUCAAUUGCUUUUACGUACCUGGUCCCUUUAUCGGAGGAUAUCUCUCCGACAAGAUUGGUCGACGUCAGACUAUGGCCUUGGGGUUCACACUGCAGGCAAUCCUUGGAUUUGUUCUCGGUGGAGCGAUGAACCCUAUCCAGAAAGUCUUCCCAUUGUUCGUCGUGCUGUACGGUAUUUUCUUGACGCUGGGCGAAGUUGGACCCGGAAGUACGGUUGUUUUGACUGCUUCUGAGUGUUUUCCAACAUCCAUCAGAGGACAGAUGAUGGGUCUGAUCUCGGCUUUCUCAAAAGCUGGAGCGGCUAUUGGGACACAGGUAUUUACGGCCAUUCUCAACUCCUACACGUCGGAUCCCUCCAAAGGAAACCAAGUAGCUUUCUUGAUUGGGUCAGGGUUUGCUGUUCUAGGUGCUAUAAUCGCGCUGUUUGUUAUUCCGGACGUGUCUCGCCGGCUGAACGAUGACGAUGAGGCCUGGAAAAAAUAUCUGCAGGAGAACAACUGGGAUGCACAGUGGGGUGACGAGGUUACUCGAGAUCCAUCGGGAGUAAUAAUGAACAAGGCCGCCUCCUGA